AUGUCUGACCCGGCUCCCGCAGAAACUCCCGCAGAGGCGCCCGUAGACGCACCCUCACCCACACAAGCGCCCACAACAGCGCCCACAACAGCUCCCACAGAGGCCGAACCUCAACCCCAUCGAGAUGAAGUCGAGCUGGGGCCAGGGGAGGAUCACGACGACGACGACUAUGAUGGCUACGAGUCAGGCGAUGGUUCAUCCGCUUCCAGCCUUGUCUCGCUCCAGUCCAUGAUCUUUGCGUACCACGAGGAAAAUGGGCGAACCUACCAUGCGAUGAGCGCCGGGAAAUACUUCAUGCCCAACGACGCAUCUGAAGUAGAACGUCUCGACUUGCAACACCAUAUUUUUCGAUUGACGUUUGACGACGAGAUCUGCCUGUGCCCCAAAAAGGAUGGCGCAAAGCGAGUCCUUGACCUUGGGACAGGGACGGGGAUUUGGUGCAUCGACUAUGCGGACGAGCAUCCCGAGGCAGAGGUGAUUGGGGUAGAUCUCAGUCCAGUCCAACCAGAAUUUGUUCCCCCAAAUUGCUCAUUUGAGAUCGACGAUCUAGAAAAGUACUGGACCUGGACGAAACCAUUCGACUUCAUUUUUAGCCGCUUUAUGACUGGGAGCUUUGCCGAUAAUGCCGCCAUCGUGAGGAAGGUGUAUGACCAACUCGAGCCCGGCGGAUAUUUUGAGGCACAGGAUAUGGCCCUCCCCAUCGGUUGCGACGACGGUACCUUUACAGAGAAGUCGGAUCUCUGGACCUGGAUGACCUGGCUAAUGAAGUCCAUGGAAACGAUGGGUCGCCCCCUCUCGGCAGCCCAGAAAUGGAAGCCGCUGAUGGAGGAGGCCGGGUUCGAAGAUGUCGUCGAAUAUGUUUACAAAUGGCCGACCAACAGUUGGCCACGCGACCCCAAGUAUAAACGACUAGGUGCGUGGGCUCUCCAUGACAUGGACCCCGUUCUAGAGUCGGCCAUCUUGGCGCCGAUUACUCGAGCCCUUGGCUGGAGUCAGGAGGAGGCGAUCGUACUUGCGGCGAACGCGAGGAAGGUUUUGCGGGAUACAAAAGUCCAUGCCUAUUGGCCGAUGUCAGUGCCCCCUGAGGUCAAAUAG
This is a messenger RNA of Dichotomopilus funicola, 1095 nucleotides long. RefSeq names its product S-adenosyl-L-methionine-dependent methyltransferase. The record is from RefSeq and is a predicted model, not a curated record. Bases 1 to 1095 code for a protein of 364 amino acids. The transcript is spliced from 9 exons. Gene Ontology annotation, molecular function: methyltransferase activity. NCBI's taxonomy places the organism in Eukaryota, Fungi, Ascomycota, Sordariomycetes, Sordariales, Chaetomiaceae.